UUGAAAAGCUCCUACUCGCAACCACAUCGCUGCAGGAGCGCUGCAGAAGGGACCGAGAUGGGACUGGGGGACUUCAGCCACGGCAGGCAGCGGAUGCCCCGGAGUCUCUAUGGAGUCCUGGGCCGAGCUGGGCUCUGGACCCCAGUGCUGCAUUCUGUGUACCGCAUCCCCUGCAACACCUGGCGCAUCCACGUGCAGGCGCAGACCCGGGCUUACAGCCUGGUGCUGGAGCACCUCCGACGGCAGCUCCAGCGCGCCUUACAGCGGGCGGCGGCACGCGGGCGCGCCCGACGCGCGCGGGAGGCUGUGGCGAAGGUGGCCGCGGCGGCGGCCGCGGUCCAGGAGGAGCGGAGCCGUGCGCGCGUGGAGUGCGCCCUGGCCCGGCUGCGCGCGGAGUUGCUGGAACUGCGUUUCCAAAACCACCAGCUGGCCAGAACUUUGCUGGAUCUAAACAUGAAGAUGCAGCAGCUGAAAAAGCAGCAGGAGAGGGAUAGGGCAGCGAAGUCCUGGAACCGGGAAGAUGAUGCCAUGGAUCGGGAGCCUGGAAACGCAUAGUGGGAAACCAGCCCACAGCUCUGAAGCAGCUCUGAAAGCUUAGGAUAACAUAGGCGGCGCUGAAGCAGUUCUAACACCAGCAUUAGCAAUGCUUUACUUAAGCUCUGAGGGACACUUAGUCCACUGAAAACCUACAUGCAAAGAGGAAGUCACAAAACGAAUCUAAGAAAGGAGGGCGAUACAUUAUUUUGAAGUCUUAAAGACAGUCAUUCAUUGAUUUGGUUGAAUUUUUUUUUUUUUUUAGAAGGAGAAGGAGGCCAAGCAGAAGAAAAAGAAGAGGAAGAUGAAGAAAAUCCAAAGUGUCAAAGACUGUCCCAUCUUACCUGCCUUUUACUGGCAUUGCAUGAACUGUCAGAAUCUGUGCUUGUUUUUAUUUAUUUUUGGUCUAUCCAGUAGCCUAUUCGGUGUUCUUCUUUUUGUAAAACUGAGAGUUACUUUUGUCUGGAAUCCAGCCACGCCCUUUAUGAGGUCAGCAUUAAGAAUAUCCCAAACCCAAGGCAAAUACACUAGGCCUUGCUAUCAUUGAGGCACAUGAAAUAUUCGUGUCCUUAUAAAACCUCCCCUCAAUUGAUUCAGUCUUGAGUUUCAUGACUUACACCCCAAACUUCUUAAUACAGUUCUUUUGUUCAAUUAACUUGGGAAUUAAAAUGUUUCUUAUUGCUGAGUUAAAAUACCUAGCUUUACCUUAAAAGUUCUGUCUUCUUAUUGCAAAAAUAAAAUUAAUAAAA
This is a messenger RNA of Nannospalax galili (Upper Galilee mountains blind mole rat), 1283 nucleotides long. RefSeq names its product alanine and arginine rich domain containing protein (gene Aard). The coding region runs from base 58 to 555 and encodes 165 amino acids. The record is from RefSeq and is a predicted model, not a curated record. The transcript has 2 exons. NCBI's taxonomy places the organism in Eukaryota, Metazoa, Chordata, Mammalia, Rodentia, Spalacidae.